CCGCACUUCACGGGCGCCUGCCCACAUUCAACUCCCCCAUGCCUUUUGUUGCAUCUUUUGCAACUUCCAUGCUCGAGGGCGCUGGAACUUCCUUCCUCAACGUGGUGCAUGUGGCCGUCCUUCGCCAGGAAUCCGCAUGGUAAUUAUUAGUGAGGAAAGCAAGACCCAGGUCCAGUAUUCGUACCUACGUACCUUGCCUUCCCUGUGUCGUCGUCAAGCUCCGCACCCGCAGACCCGGGCGUCGACUGCACUGCUCUGCACCUUACCUGCGUGCCUGCCUACCUUACCUUACCUUACCUUGCCGCUCCGCACCUUCCAAUACAAUACCACUGCGUACCUACCUGCGAUCUCUCCGAAACUGAAACCCCUUGCUUCUCUUGAAUAACCCAACGUCGAAAUCUCACCCCAUUUGGGCUGAAGCCACCGACCGCCUUUCUUUCACAGUCACGGUCGCAUUUGCAGUGACGCCAGCAGCAAGCACCACCAACUUACCUGCUGCAAGGCAAACAAUCCUGAUUCGUCUGGGCUCGUUGUGCCAGAUCCAGACCUUCUCCAACCUUGAAUUGUCACUGCUCUCGCUGCAACUACCUUGCUUCGCACCCGCCGGGCUGACAGACGACCACCUACCGCCAAACCUUGGGUAGGCCACUUCGCACAAUUAUCACGGGUGCCGCGUCCUUCUCUCAAAUCGACCUGCCAACUUUCAAGAAAUACAAGAAUCGCACUUUCCGCUCACGAGUGAUUGCGGGCAUUUUUCUUAGCAGCUUCGACUGUGGUCUGCUCUGUAAUUCUUCAAAGGUAUUUCAAUUUCUGGUCUGGCUGCUGAUACCCAUACCUCCUUCCUCCUCCAACUACAUCCCACCGGAGAGGCAGUUCACGCCUCCUACCUUGCUUGACUUUGCUGACGCUGCCUACUUUGCGCAGGAUCCCACCUACUCCUAUGGUUUCGAUAUUACCGCGCGUCGAUAACGAUUUCAAACAAUGGAGAACGAGCCGCCUUCCGCGACCUCGAGGCGGGGUCGUCUAAUGGGGAAGCUCUUUGCCCUCAAAGAGAAAGAUCGCAAGCCCACGGCCGAAGAGACGGGCAAUAAUAUCAAUGAUUUCCUCAACGGCCCUUCUGAUACCCUGCAGGUCAACCAUGCCUCGCCUUCCACCGCCAUCCCCCAGCUUUCGAAGCUCGAUAUCUCCUCCGCUACUCGCUAUCCUCAAGCUUUGUCUGUCGCUAGUCACUCACAGCAAAGCCUGAACCCCCCGAACCAGUACUCCGCCCGCAGCCCUGGCCUAAGCCCGGGCAUCCCACCUCGGAGCCCGCGGCGUAGCAACCGAAAGGGCUUGACCGUUCGCUUUGUGGACCAGAAACCCGACAUCAUUGGCGAAGGUGGUGAUGAGUCGGAGAUCCCAGCCAUUGAGGUAUCGAGGCGCAAGAAGCAGCGGCCUCCUCCGUCUCCACGACGUACACCCGUGGCUGCUGUUCACGACUCUCCGCCGAGAGCGCCCUCAGCGCCGAAAGAGGACUCAGACUUCAUGCCUGGCCGCCUGCGACGAACACAGACAGGCUUCUCCUCUGUCAGCAACGAACCCAUCGAGCCCAAAGAACCCCCUCCAGCUUAUAGAGAGGUGGCACCGGGUAACGCAGUUUCGGCGCCAUUCUUGGACACCCCGACCAUCGCGAAAAACGAGAAUCGAAAGUCCUUCAUCGAGCACCAGCAGGCGGAGAUGCGACAAGCAGAGGGCAAGGCAUUUGCAGAGGCCGCACGUCAAGCUGAGCGGGAGGAGCAUGGAGGCCAAACGCCUCUCGUACCACAGAUAAACGAGUCCCCAACCAGAUCUCCAGUGCCACCUAGCAAGGUACCUCUCCAGGCGAGAUCCCCAGAUGACUACAGAAAGCCUCCCGAGCAAAGCCCGUCAUCCAUCUAUUCUAGCAGCACCGAAUUUAGCCAGCAGCAGAACACAGCUGCCAACUUCUCUCGGCAGCCUUCUGUCAAUUCCCAGUAUCAUAUGGCGCCCCCAUCUGCAACAGUUGCCUCGAGACAGGCAUCCUUCAACUUGCAUGAUGCAGUCCUUGCAGUUGGUGAUGACGCUCUGAACACAUUCGUCACUCGCACUCGCCACUUUAAUGAGCUAUUCAGACUGCAUGCCGAGACAAUCAAGCCCAUUUCGGCCUGUUCACCGCUAGAGCUAUCACGUGCUGCACUGUGGUGGCUCAUCAAAGGACGCACCGCUUUAGAGGUUGCAGUUCGUGCACGACCUGGUAGUCCUCAAGACCAGAUGCAGAACGAGAAUGAUCGCCAGCAGGCAUAUGCCAACCUUGCCAAAGGCUACUGGUUGGUGGAGGAAGCCAUACCUGAAGUGCAGGAGAACAAGCGCCUUGCACCCGACGCAGGCAUAACUGAGAUUCGCUCUACGUUGGUCGGCGCUCUCAAGAAGCUUGCCGUCUCAAUGAAGAGAAAUGGUUUCCUUCCGCCUGAGGAGGCGUUCUUGCCUCAGACCAUCGACAAGUCUAUCUGGGUUGAAUACCCCCGACUGAGCGUUGAUAUGAUUGCGUUGCUCACUGCCGAUUCAUCUGCAGCCAUGACAGGUGUUGUUCGCACCCCCUCUGCUUUCGAAGUUCUGGAGACUCUGCCCCCUAACGAUACUGCUGAGAACUUCACGUUCGGCAGAGUGAGCACGGACGUGUUCUUGAUGGAACAAGGCAUGGAUUCUCAGAGAUUCUAUUUCCCUUGCCUCCUGACUAUGGUCCGACCUAACAAACAGCACAACUUGGUCUUUGUUAUCGCUAGUCAACACGGCGAAGUGAACUUACGAAUCCAAGGAAACAAGAACUCAGGCCCGACAUGGGACGAUGUCCGCUGGCGCAAUUCAACCCACUCACUCGAGAUCAAACUACCCAGAGGCUUCAUGAUCGUCGUUCAGUGCUCACAGCAGGACUACCGAAUGCUGUGGAAUAUGUACGAUUUCGGUGCCCAGGUGCAGUCGACACUAUACGCCCGAUCCGAUGAGCACUGCGUUUUCCGUUCUACCCUUCGGUCAUUCCAGUACUUUGACUCAAAUCCCAAUUCCCGGGCGUUUCCCAAGGAAGCCGUGGCAAAUUGCGAUGUGGCUCUGUUUGAGAAGAUUCAUAAGGAGCAUGCCGCUGCAGGCCCACGCGCUUACCAUAGGGGGUACAGAAUCGUCGUGGUGACAGGCCCUCGUACGAGAACGCUCAGUGGUGUCAACCACACCUACACGCCACAGAUGCCAAUCCCCUUCAGUUUCCUUAGGUCGGACGGAGGUGAUGCUGCCUUGAUGCUCAAGUACGACAAUGGCAACCCGGAUCCGAACAAGCGCAUAAAGGUGAGCAUGGUGCUCUCGUUCGCUGAUGAGGGGGAGCGGGCCCAGCUCAACAGCCUCAUUUCCGGUACUUCUGUGCAAAAGGAUGAGACGAUCUACGCAGAUGUGCCCCUUAUUGGCUUCUCCAUGUCGACAUCUUUGCAGGAUAGCAAGUAUCUUCCAGGCGUCAGCCAGAUCCCCUGGACAUCCCUUCGAGUCAUCAACGAAGAUGCCGACGACGAGUAUCCUCGGACAGUUCUAGCCGACAGAUUAAGAGUCAUCGUUGAAUCCAAGCAGGGUUUACUCACCGACCGAGUGAACCUGCAACCUGGCGAAUUGCGAGUGAGGCUCGAGGUUCAAGAGACCAAGUCCCUCGUGGUGAUGCGCCAGCCACAGUUCGACAUGACUGCAAACGUGGCAGAUGGAACUGUUGGAAAGGAGAUCCCCAAGGCCAUGACCGAAAUGCUCCAAAUGCUGCAGACGACUCAAACGAUUCGCACUUACAGCUUCCCGACGCAGAAAGAUCUCCAUGCCUUCCAGGCUGCAUUGACUGGAUUCCAGGUCGUCUUCGACGGCCUCGCCGCUACCUUUGCAAUUUCCCGACGACGAAUGGUGGUCCCGAUCCACAAGAAAUGGGAGGCGGGAUUGACUCGAGUCCAAGUGGUGCAACAAGGCACGAUCAUGCAACUUCUCGCGUUCUUCCCAGACUUUCACCACGGCCAGUGUAUGAACUUCGUUUUGAAAGGCACGGAUGUGUACGAGACGUUUUCGAGGAGUAGCAAAGCUGGCAUCAAGUUUGUUGACGCCAAGUUCCCCAUGCCGCGCAUGCCCAACGGCAGCGACGGACCGUCAGACGACAUGGGAUUCAUUUGUCUGGACCUGCCGGACUUGCCGGGUGAGCACGACGACAUCACGCUCCUCUUCGAAAACGAAGCGGAACGCGACCGGCUGACGCAGUGUCUACCGGCCACCGUCAAGGGUUCCAGGUCACUGAGAGGCCGAUAGACGAAGCCCACUCGAAUUGACAAGUAAGGAGCUGUGCGAAAAGCGAAGAAUUUUCCAAAGCAUUGUUGUGGUUGGAAGCAAGACCUGGACAUUCGAAAAAACAAGAUACCCAUCAAUCUGUUCAUCACAUUGCUUUGCGAACAACGAAUAGCGAGAAAGGAGAGAUGGAUUAAGCACGGGGACGGAAAAGGGCAGAAUCCGCAGCCUGAAGAUGGCGGGUGGAUUUGGCACUGGUUUAUACCGAGAUGGCAAGUGCCUAGGCACUGGGAUGAUGUGGCAGGUCUGGCCGGAAGACCCGGGACAGCCGCCAUGGGUUGCGAGGCUAGGCAUCGUUGGGAGCCUCUCCAGAGCGGCCUACUUUUUUUGUGUGGUUUUAGGCGGUUAAGCAACAACACGACCGGAUCAUCAGGGUUGGGUCACUUUCUGGCUGCCUGUCAGGAUAUCAUGGUGGUUGUAGAGCAAAGGGCAGGCAUAAAAGCAUGCGCUUACGAGCAGCGUGCCUUUCCUUAGGUAGAAAGGACAGCAGCUUGACAAUGAUACGCGUAUCAAGUGACACACGACGUGUAUCCGACACAUACGAUAGUGCCGAAAAACGCGAGUGACAUGGGCUAUGGUACCCGUGUGGGCCAUUCUUCAAUAAGCCGUGUAUGGAAACAGAGCUGUCGAUUCAGUGGUCCACCAGACUGGACCGUCGUGGACCUCUUGGUCGAAGGGCGUGG
Molecule: messenger RNA, 5033 nt
Organism: Colletotrichum scovillei
Lineage: Eukaryota; Fungi; Ascomycota; Sordariomycetes; Glomerellales; Glomerellaceae
Exons: 2
Coding region: 982-4314 (1110 amino acids)
Source: RefSeq, a predicted model, not a curated record